AUGUCUACAGGACUAGGACAGGAAAUUGUAGCUGUCAUCAACAAACUUCAAGAUGUAUUCACUGCUGUAGGAUCGUCAGCCUCGUCGAUAGACCUCCCCCAGAUUUGCGUGUUGGGAAGUCAGAGUAGCGGGAAGAGUAGUGUGCUUGAGAACAUUGUUGGACGUGAUUUCCUUCCUCGUGGUACUGGUAUCGUGACGCGGCGACCGCUCGUCCUCCAGCUUAUCCACCGGCCCGCGACCGUAUCAAAGGAGAACGGUUCAGCAGUUCAAGCGAACGGCAGCACGGACAAGGCCGUCAACGAGAACGAGUGGGGCGAAUUCCUCCAUCUCCCUGGCGAGAAGUUCUACGAUUUCCACAAAAUCCGAGCUGAGAUCGUGCGCGACACCGAAGCCAAGACAGGCAAGAACGCUGGUAUCUCGCCACAGCCCAUCAACCUGCGCAUCUUCUCCCCCAAUGUCCUCACCCUCACCCUCGUCGAUCUUCCCGGUCUCACCAAGGUCCCUGUCGGCGAUCAGCCGAAGGAUAUCGAGAAGCAGAUCAAGGACAUGCUCCUCAAGUACAUCUCGCGCCCUGCUUGUAUCAUCUUGGCUGUUACCGGCGCGAACACUGAUUUGGCCAACUCGGAUGGUCUGAAGCUUGCGCGUGAUGUAGAUCCAGAGGGAACACGGACGAUUGGUGUGUUGACGAAGGUUGAUCUCAUGGAUCAAGGAACGGAUGUUGUGGAUAUCCUCGCUGGUCGUGUUAUUCCUUUGCGCCUGGGCUACGUGCCCGUCGUCAACCGUGGUCAGCGCGACAUCGAUUCUUCGCGACCCAUUUCCGCUGCCCUCGAAAGCGAGCGUCAGUUCUUUGAGAACCACAUGUCGUACAAGACGAAAGCGCAGUACUGCGGUACUCCUUUCCUUGCCCGUAAAUUGAACAUGAUUCUGAUGCAACACAUUCGCGCCACCCUCCCUGACAUCAAGGCCCGGAUAACCCAACAGCUUCAAAAGUACAACCAGGAGCUGCAGUCGCUUGGUGGACCCGUCGGCGAUGUAUCCUCGGGCAACGUUGUCCUUUCCGUCAUCACCGAGUUCACGAAUGAGUUCCGCACCGUCAUCGACGGUAACACGAACGACCUCUCCCUUAACGAGCUUUCGGGUGGUGCUCGUAUCUCCUUCGUCUUCCACGAGCUGUUCAACAACGGCGUUAGGAACAUCGACCCCUUCGAUCAGGUCAAGGACGGUGACAUUCGUACGAUCCUCUACAACUCCUCCGGUUCCUCUCCUUCCCUCUUUGUUAGCACGCAGGCGUUCGAAGUGAUCGUGAAGCAACAGAUCAAGCGGUUGGAGGAGCCUGGGUUAAAGUGUUGUCAGCUUGUGUAUGACGAGCUCAUCCGGAUUCUUAGUCAUCUCCUCCAGAAGAUUCCCCUGAAGCAAGCAUUCCGUCGCUUCCCCGCACUCAAGGACCGCUUCAAUGCCGUUGUCGUCAACUUCUUCAAAUCCUCUAUGAACCCGACGACGAAGCUCGUUUCCGACAUGGUUGCCAUGCAAUCAUGCUACGUGAACACCACCCACCCCGACUUCCUCAACGGCCACAAGGCGAUGUCGAUCGUCCAAGAACGACUUAACGCCAACAAGCCGCCUCCGCCUUCUGCGGACCCCAGGUCGGGCAAGCUCGCGCCUGGCCAGCUCAACAACAACCGUGACCUCGACGUUGACCCGAAGAGGGACGAGCAGAGCUUCUUUGGCAGCUUCUUCUCGAGCGCGAAGAAGCGGGCGGGAGGUGUUGCUGGUGAUACUGGGAAGAAGCCUGGCCCAGUUAUGGAGUCGCCUCCCGCAGUUAUUCGGCCACAAGCCGCGCUCAGUGAGCGCGAGACGAUGGAGACCGAGGUCAUCAAGCUGUUGAUUCACUCAUAUUUCAACAUCGUCAAGCGCGAGAUGAUCGACAUGGUGCCCAAGGCGAUCGUGCUCACGCUCGUGAACCACUCGAAGGAGAACCUCCAGCGCGAGCUGCUCCAGGAGCUGUACAAGCCCGAGGUGCUCGACGAGCUUCUCAAGGAGAGCGAGCACGUCGUCAACAGGCGCAAGGAGGUCAUCGGUAUGGUCCAGGCGCUCAACAAGGCCGAGGAGAUUGUCGCAGGGGUUUAG
Messenger RNA from Coniophora puteana RWD-64-598 SS2, 2127 nucleotides. Its product is annotated as VpsA protein. Bases 1 to 2127 code for a protein of 708 amino acids. Gene Ontology annotation, cellular component: microtubule; membrane; cytoplasm. Gene Ontology annotation, molecular function: microtubule binding; GTP binding; GTPase activity. Gene Ontology annotation, biological process: peroxisome organization. NCBI's taxonomy places the organism in Eukaryota, Fungi, Basidiomycota, Agaricomycetes, Boletales, Coniophoraceae. The transcript has 10 exons. The record is from RefSeq and is a predicted model, not a curated record.